AUGAACGAUAGUCGGCGCAGCAAGCCACCGGCCACCGGCGGCGUCAAGAAGCCGCACCGCUACCGGCCCGGCACGGUGGCCCUGCGCGAGAUCCGGCGCUACCAGAAGUCCACCGAGCUGCUGAUCCGCAAGCUGCCGUUCCAGCGGCUGGUGCGCGAGAUCGCGCAGGACUUCAAGACCGACCUGCGCUUCCAGAGCUCGGCCGUCAUGGCCCUGCAGGAGGCGUGCGAGGCCUACCUGGUGGGGCUCUUCGAGGACACCAACCUGUGCGCCAUCCACGCCAAGCGCGUCACCAUCAUGCCCAAGGACAUCCGGUCCCCUACCGGCCCAUGGAGAGCUUCACUGCAGGAUAGUCUUCCCCCAUCCAAAGGCUGCCAAGAGUCGCAUCCAGUUUUCCUAACAAUACAUAGGCUUUGA
Molecule: messenger RNA, 417 nt
Organism: Neomonachus schauinslandi (Hawaiian monk seal)
Lineage: Eukaryota; Metazoa; Chordata; Mammalia; Carnivora; Phocidae
Product: histone H3.3-like
Exons: 2
Coding region: 1-417 (138 amino acids)
Cellular component (GO): nucleosome
Molecular function (GO): structural constituent of chromatin; DNA binding; protein heterodimerization activity
Source: RefSeq, a predicted model, not a curated record